This is a messenger RNA of Heteronotia binoei (common prickly gecko), 1333 nucleotides long. RefSeq names its product four-jointed box kinase 1 (gene FJX1). The transcript has a single exon. NCBI's taxonomy places the organism in Eukaryota, Metazoa, Chordata, Lepidosauria, Squamata, Gekkonidae. Gene Ontology annotation, biological process: cell-cell signaling. Bases 32 to 1300 code for a protein of 422 amino acids. The record is from RefSeq and is a predicted model, not a curated record.
GCAGACUCAGCCUAAGCAGCGGGAGAGGAGAAUGCGACGCGCGGGUCUGGCCGGGCUGGGCUCCGUGGCCGUGCUCUGGCUGCUGGCUUUGGCUGCGCUGCUGGGGCUGUGGAGCCAGCGGCUCGCGGAGCCGGGAGCGAGCUUCCCACAAGAGCGAGCCGGCUCGAGGCGGGCGGCUGAAGCGCCGGUGGAGUCCAGGGGGCGCCUGGGUCUCGCCGCCCCGAAAACUUUCCGAGCGCUGCUCACGCUGCCGGGACAGCCCCCGGACGGCCCGAGCGAGAGCGAGAGCGGGCAGGAGCCGCCAGCGAUGGGCGGUUUGGAGCAGCUUCCCGCUUCCUCGGCGCCGCCGGUGCGCGGGGGGAUCUUCUGGAGCGGCGCGCUGGAGGCUCAGGUGCCGCCGGGCUUCUCGGCGGAGGCGGCGGCCUCGUGGCUGCGGGGGGCGCGGGAGGCGCGCGUGGUGUCCCUGGAGCGGGGCGGCUGCGGGCGCAGCUCCAACCGGCUGGCGCGGCUGUCGGACGGGAGGCGCGCCUGCGUGCGCUACGGUAUCAACCCGGAGCAGAUCCAGGGCGAGGCGCUCUCCUACCACCUGGCCGAGCUGCUGGGCAUUCAGGAGCGCCUGCCGCCGCUGGCGCUCUCGCUGGUGGAGACGCGCGGCGGGCAGUGGGCGCAAGUGCGCGACGAGCUGCGCGGCUCCCAUUGGGCGGAGGGCGCGGUGGUGAGCGUGGCGCAGUGGGUGGACAACCUGACCGAGGUGGUGGCCCCCGCCCCGUGGCGCGCCGAGGCCGGCCGGCGCCUGCAGCCCCUGGCGGCUGGGGAGUUGCGCGGCCUGGCGCCGGCCCAGCUGGCGGAGCUGGUGCAGUGGAGCGACCUGAUCCUCUUCGACUACCUGACGGCCAACUUCGACCGGCUGGUCAGCAACCUCUUCAGCCUGCAGUGGGACCCGCGCGUGAUGCACCGCGCCACCAGCAACCUUCUCCGCGCCCCCAACGGCGGCCUCGUCUUCCUCGACAACGAAGCCGGCCUCGGCCACGGCUACCGGCUGCUGGCCAUGUGGGACAAGUACAACGAGCCCUUGCUGCGCUCCGUCUGCCUCUUCCGCGAGGCCACCGCCCAGCGGCUGCGGGAGCUGCACCGCCUGCGCAACGCCGCCGCCGAGCUGCGCCGCCUCUACCGGACUCGGGAGCCGCUGGCCGAGACGCUGGGCUUCCUCUCCGACCAGCAAGCCCAGCUGCUGCAGGACCGCGUGGACUUGGUCCACAAGCACAUCUUGCACUGCAAAGCCAAGGCCGCCUCGCUGUGACCCCCCGGCACCCACCGGAAGAGUGUCCUAGCC